This is a messenger RNA of Spodoptera littoralis (African cotton leafworm), 4330 nucleotides long. NCBI's taxonomy places the organism in Eukaryota, Metazoa, Arthropoda, Insecta, Lepidoptera, Noctuidae. The record is from the annotation of a GenBank genome assembly.
UUAUAAUUUCAGUAAAGUAUACCGAUGUGUGUAUUUAAUACAAAAUAUUUUAUGUUAACUUUUAACAAGCUGAUUACACAGUUAAUUUGCUCUAUGCGGCCAUCGAACCCGUAGGUACCCACUAUCCAUAGCGCAGCUGGUAUGCUCAGUCACUACGCUAAGCAUUAAGCUUGAAUCAAUAUUAAUAGUAUGUCACAUCUAUCAUAUUAUCCUCAAUACUCUUUGUUUCAAUUUAUUUCCAACUAACCUUUGUAUGUUAUUUGAUGACAAUAUUAAUCUUAUGUACAUAUGUGAACUAUGCAAUGUUCUUAACCAAUCAACCCGCGUAACCUCGGUACAGGAUAAUUCAAUAACAUUCUCAAUGACACUAAUAAUUUAGAUGAAGUAAUUACUAGGUUAUUGUAUAAGGAUGUUUCACACAAUCCUAUUGAUGAUCAAGGAUUUUAAUCAAACUGUAGUACAACUGGGUAUAAAUAUCAGGAAUAUAACGUACUUAGUUUAGAUGUACGUUAUCAGUUUUACGCGACAUGCAAGCUCUAAUUUAUUCAAAGAAAGGGCAAGUAGUUUUCCGUUGUCUAAGAAUACUGCAUCUACUUUUCACCAUAGAGGUUUUCCUUACAUUAUUGUACUCAUUUCCAGCGUGAGCUGCUCUCCGUUGUCUCAUUUCCAAGUUGAGUUUCAUCGCUCUCGGUUCAAAUUAGUGUGUUAAGUUUAUGUUAGUGCAAUCAUUUUCAUAACCAGUGUAAGAAAUAAUAUUUUGUAACUACAGUUCAUAUUAUUACAGUUUAAAAAGUUAUUCUCGUUGGAAGACAAUUAUUGUGUUUUAUGGUUUGUUUCUUAAUGAUACCGUCGAGCCUUUAGUAAGCCCUUUGCGUGGAUCGAUAUCAAUAUAAUGCCAUUCUAAAAUAUUAAGGGACAAUAGAGAUGAAGAUAACAUAAAAUUGCUGGAUAAUGGUAUUAAAAUAUCUGAGUGUGUUAUUGGGCUAAUGGAUUUCUAAUAUUCUUGUAAAAUUUAUUUUAUUUCUAUUUGAAUUAUAAUCCAUACAUGUAUGUGAAGACGAAAACCGAUAAUUUUAUUUAUUUUGAAUAUUCUGUGGUUACGUCUGACAUCUGCAGUAAUAUAAUAAGCUGGUUCUUUCGUCUCUACUGUACAUUGUCGAGCCAGUGAUUUAUGCGGAGCGUCUAGAGAAUGUGUAGGAAUAUCCUACAUGGCCCAUAAAGCGGUCAGCACCUAUCAGUGCCCAUCGAGACUCAGUUUUGAAUGAAAAAAGAGUAGCGACAGACGUCCCGCGAUGUUAGAUAAUUUAAUGCUGAAAAAAAUAACCAAGUGUUGUGAAUGGGGUUACAAAAAAUGUGUUUUGUUAGUGCAAAAUUAAUAUUGGUGGUGAUAUUUUGUAUUCACGUGAAGCAAGUUACCAUGGUCUCGAUUUUCGAACGCGAGGAGUACUGCGGAGUGUUGUUGAGUCAAUAUGAUCCCCAUUUACUGGACACUUUCAAAUUGGAAAUGUCGCAAGGAAUCGAGAGGUUUUUCCUGUUGUCCUACUGCCUGGCAUGUUGCUGGCCCGGGCUGGGUGCCAAGAGUGACCUACGAGUGGUGAGACAAUGGGCAGAACUCGACUUCGUGUUCCCCAGCGAGGAAGCCAAACAAAUAGCUAUUCAAAAGCGCUACUAUGUUCCUGGAAAUUCCGUGCCCAUAGACGUCGAUGUGCAUCAUAGACAAGGACCAUACCCAUCCCGUAUCUUCGUGACAAACCCUCGGUUUGAUGUAGGUCGGCCGAUCACAUUGGGUACCGUGGAUGAAUCUGGCAAAAUCGUCGCCUACCCAGACUACUCUUGGCAUGACAACCAGGGAUCCAACUGCGCCGGCAUGUCCUCGGUCUUCAGAGUUGCUAUAGAUGAAUGCCAGCGACUAUGGGUCAUGGACGCUGGUAAGAUCGAAGACAAGCAAGUGUGCCCUCCUCAGCUGCUUGCCUUCGACCUGGCGACCGACCAACUCAUCUACCGCCAUGUCGUCAACUCUUCAAACUAUGUGGAACAGUCCCUGUAUGUCACACCUAUUGUGGACGUGCGUCCUCGCGGGCCGGGUGAUUGUGCAGACACAUUCGUAUAUGUAGCUGAUGUGUCGGCCUUCAGUAUUCUAGUGGUCGAUGUGAUGAGAAACCAGGCCUGGCGCACCACUCACCGACUUUUCUAUCCCUUCCCGUCUCGAGGAACUUUCACUAUUGAUGGGGAAAGCUUUGACCUGAUGGACGGUAUAUUAGGUAUGGCUCUCUCACCAUACCAUCCCGGCAGAGAUCGCUUCCUCUACUUCCACUCGCUCGCUGCCACUACGGAGAACGUAGUGAACACGAAGGUUCUCAGGAACAAUUCUUACAUGCAUGACCCUAGCAUUGACCCAGACGCAAUUUAUGUUUUCCCGAAACAACGCUCAUCACAAUCAGCAGCUGAAGCCAUAGACCGCAACGGCAUUAUGUACUUCGGUCUCAUGGACCCACCCAGUAUUCUGUGUUGGAAUACUGCCACCGAAUUCUCUUCUCAAAAUUUCCACACAGUAGCUGCCGAUAGGGAAACCUUACAGUUCGCAAGUGGUCCACAUUUACCGGACUCUUUCAAAUUGGAAAUGUCGCAAGGAAUCGACAGGAUUUUCCUGUUGUCCUGCUGCCUGGCAUGUUGCUGGCCCGGGCUGGGUGCUACGAGUGACCUACGAGUGGUGAGACAAUGGGCAGAACUGGACUUCGUGUUCCCCAGUGAGGAAGCCAAACAAAUAGCUAUUCAAAAGCGCUACUAUGUACCUGGAAAUUCCGUGCCCAUAGACGUCGAUGUGCAUUAUAGACAAGGACAAUACCCAUCCCGUAUCUUUGUGACAAUCCCUCGGUUUAGUGAAGGUCGGCCGAUCACAUUGGGUACCGUGGAUGAAUCUGGCAGAAUCGUCGCCUACCCAGACUACUCUUGGCAUGACAACCAGGGAUCCAACUGCACUGGCAUGUCCUCGGUCGUCAGAGUUGCUAUAGAUGAAUGCCAGCGACUAUGGGUCAUGGACGCAGGUGUAAUCGGAGGUAAGCAAGUGUGCCCUCCUCAGUUACUCGCCUUCGACCUGGCGACCGACCAACUCAUCUACCGCCAUGUCGUCAAUUCCUCAAAUUAUGUGGAAAAGACUCAGUAUAUCACACCUAUUGUGGACGUGCGUCCUCGCGGGCCCGGUGAUUGUGCAGACACAUACGUGUACGUAGCUGAUGGGUCGUCCUUCAGUCUUCUAGUGGUCGAUGUGGCGAGAGACCAGGCCUGGCGCACCACUCACCGACUGUUCUACCCCUUCCCGUCUCGAGGAAAUUUCUCUAUUGAUGGUUUGACUCUCGUGCUGGACGAGGCUGACCGUAUGCUGGACAUGGGUUUCGAGCCUCAGAUUCGCAAGAUUGUCGAGAGCCACACGAUGCCAAAGACUGGCGAGCGCCAGACGCUCAUGUUCUCGGCGACUUUCCCUAAACAAAUCCAAGUGCUAGCGCAGGAUUUCUUAUAUAAUUAUGUUUUUCUUGCUGUUGGACGCGUCGGUUCCACAUCUGAAAAUAUCACCCAGAAGGUGGUAUGGGUGGAGGAAAUGGAUAAGCGUUCUUUCCUGUUGGAUUUGCUGAAUGCUUCCAACUUACUGCAACGUGCACGCCCGGAAGAGGAUCAACUGAUCCUUGUAUUCGUUGAAACGAAGAAAGGUGCCGACCAACUGGAAGUGUUCUUGGAUAACCUUGGUUACCCAGUCACGUCCAUCCACGGCGACCGAUCCCAGCGCGAGCGUGAAGAAGCUUUGCGCCGGUUCCGUUCCGGACAGACACCGAUUCUUGUCGCUACCGCCGUCGCGGCCAGAGGUUUGGACAUACCGCACGUGCGUCACGUGAUUAACUUUGAUUUGCCGUCGGACGUUGAAGAGUACGUGCACCGCAUCGGUCGUACCGGCCGUAUGGGUAACCUGGGCGUGGCCACGUCCUUCUUCAACGACACUAACCGUGGCCUCGCGCGGGACCUCGUUGAGCUCCUCGUUGAGGCAAAGCAGGAUGUGCCAAAUUGGCUGACGAGCACGGCAGCUGAUGGGCGCCUUGGUGGCGGCGGACGUCGGACUGGAAGCGGGUCUGGCGGGGGACGAUUUGCAAGCAGCGGCAGUGGCUUUGGCGCUAGAGAUUUCCGUACUCAAUCGCGUCAAACUCCACGAUCGGCAGGGCCAUCAACUAUUGGUUCUGGGUUCGGAUACGGCGGCGGGUCGUACGGCGGUAACUACGGCGGGUCGUACGGCGGCGGCGGCGGCGGCGGCAGCAGCGGCGGCCCCGACUGGUGGGACUCGUAA